Trichoderma virens Gv29-8 is the source of this 864-nucleotide messenger RNA. RefSeq lists its product as uncharacterized. The record is from RefSeq and is a predicted model, not a curated record. NCBI's taxonomy places the organism in Eukaryota, Fungi, Ascomycota, Sordariomycetes, Hypocreales, Hypocreaceae. Bases 1 to 864 code for a protein of 287 amino acids. The transcript is spliced from 2 exons. Gene Ontology annotation, molecular function: oxidoreductase activity.
AUGGCACCGCACACAUUUCUCAUCACAGGUGCCUCCUCUGGCAUCGGCUUGCAGAUUGUCUAUGCUGCCCUUGAAGCCGGUCAUAAAGUGUUGGCUGCUACUCGUAACCCUCAAUCAGCUGCUGUCAAAUACCCAAUUGUUGAACAACAAGGCGGCAAAUGGGUUGAGAUAGAUGUCGACAAACGAGAGACGGAGACUGUUGUAGAGAAACUUGUUCAGGAGAAUAACGUUAACAUAUUGGUCUGCAAUGCGGGAUAUGCCAUGCUAGCGGUUUGUCUAACCAUUGGUAGCAUCGAUGAGUUUGAAGCCCAAAUCCAAACAAACACUAUUGGUGCCGUGCGCUGUAUCAAAGGAGCCCUACCUCACUUCAGAAGAAAGGCAGCAGGCACCAUUGUGAAUGUCAGCAGUCUGGCUGGCUUCUAUGGUGCUCCUGCAACAACUGCUUACUCGGCUUCCAAGUUCGCCUUGAGCGGCUUUACGGAAGCCCUGGCAACUGAAGUCGGCGUGUUCGGCAUUAGGGUUUUGCUUGUCGAACCAGGCUCCUUCCGGACGAAUUUAGUCACAAAUCUCGUGGUGCCUGCUCGAAAGCUCAGUGAUUACGACGGUACUCCUGCGCGAGGGCUUGUGGAUUACCAACAUACAUCGAAUGGACAGCAGCCAGGAGAUCCUGUCAAGGCUGGAAAGCGUAUUGUGGAUGUUGCAACUGAUACAGCAGGAGAAGAUUUGGCAAAGAGAGGGAAAGGAGAAGUCUUGAGGGUUCUCCUUGGAUCAGAUUGUUUAACUGUUGCUAAACAGAAGCUGACGAAGAUGGAAGAGCAGUUGAAUGCUAUAGAAGAUAUUGCGAGGAGUACGGACUUUGCUUAG